Gasterosteus aculeatus aculeatus (three-spined stickleback) is the source of this 2885-nucleotide messenger RNA. NCBI's taxonomy places the organism in Eukaryota, Metazoa, Chordata, Actinopteri, Perciformes, Gasterosteidae. The record is from RefSeq and is a predicted model, not a curated record.
GCUCGCCGUGACAACAUGAAUUCUCCUGGCCGAGCGGUGCAGCGUCACCCCGAGUUCCCCUUCCACCGACUGAGGGACGCUUCGUCUCGUCUGUCCCGCAGGGACAGCUCCUUCCUCUCUGCAGCGUCCCAGAACCAGUCGGCUCAGACGGGCGACCUCUUCAGCCAGGACGUCUUCAACCAGCUGUUCGACAUGCUGGACCAGUCCUCCCUCCACUCAGUCCAGCCCAUCGAGCUGAACUUCAGGGACGGUGCGGCCGGCGGCUCGGCGGCGAACACCAUCCAGAUCAGCAUGGACUGCUUCAUGCGCCAACCGGACGACCCGCUCGCUUCCCAGUACACCAACCUGGGGCUCCUGAACAGCAUGGACCAAAGCAUCCAGAACGGAGGCUCCACCUCCACCAGCCCCUACAACAACGACCACGCCCAGAACAGCGUGACCGCCCCCUCGCCCUACGCCCAGCCCAGCUCCACCUUCGACGCCCUCUCCCCCUCGCCGGCCAUCCCGUCCAACACCGACUACGCCGGGACGCACGCCUUCGACGUGUCCUUCCAGCAGUCGAGCACGGCCAAGUCGGCCACCUGGACGUACUCCACGGACCUCAAGAAGCUGUACUGCCAGAUCGCCAAGACCUGCCCCAUCCAGAUCAAAGUGCUGACCAACCCGCCGCAGGGCGCCGUCAUCCGGGCCAUGCCCGUCUACAAGAAGGCGGAGCACGUGACGGAGGUGGUGAAGCGCUGCCCGAACCACGAGCUCAGCCGCGAGUUCAACGACGGUCAGAUUGCUCCUCCCAGUCACCUGAUCCGCGUGGAGGGAAACAACCACGCCCAGUACGUGGAGGACUCCAUCACUGGGAGACAGAGUGUCCUGGUUCCCUAUGAACCGCCUCAGGUCGGGACAGAGUUCACCACCAUCUUGUACAACUUCAUGUGCAACUCCAGCUGCGUGGGCGGGAUGAACCGACGCCCCAUCCUCAUCAUCGUCACCCUGGAGACCAGAGACGGACAGGUACUCGGCCGUCGGUGCUUCGAGGCCCGGAUCUGCGCCUGCCCCGGCCGAGACCGCAAGGCCGACGAGGACGGCAUCCGCAAGCAGCACGUGACGGACGCCACCAAGGGCGGCGACGGCUUCCGCCAGGUGUCUCACGGCAUCCCGAUGUCCACCAUCAAGAAGAGACGCUCCACGGACGAGGAGGUCUUCUGUCUCCCGAUCAAAGGACGGGAGAUUUAUGAGAUCCUGGUGAAGAUCAAAGAGUCUCUGGAGCUCAUGCAGUUCCUGCCUCAGCACACCAUCGAGUCGUACCGGCAGCAGCAGCAGAACCUGCUUCAGAAACAGACCUCCAUGCAGUCUCAGCCCUCCUACGGCUCCUGCUCUCCUCCUCACGGGAAGGUGAACAAGCUUCCGUCGGUCAGUCAGCUGAUCAACCCCCAGCAGAGGAACACGCUGACCCCCUCCAGCAUGGGAGGAGGUCUGACUGACAUGACUCCCAUGAUGGGCUCUCACAUCCCCAUGAACGACAUGAGUUCACUGAGCCCCACUCACGCCCUGCAGUCUCAGCUCCCCCUGGUGCCUUCCUCCCACUGUACCCCCCCUCCUCCAUACCCAAUGGACAGCAGCAUCUCCAGCUUCCUUAUACGGUUGGGCUGCGCAGGCUGCUUGGACUACUUCACAGCACAGGGCCUAACCAACAUCUACCAGAUCGAGAACUAUAACAUGGAGGACCUGUCCAGGAUGAAGCUCCCCGCCGAGUUCCAGCACGUCAUCUGGAAGGGCAUCAUGGAGCACCGGCAGGCCAUGGACUUUUCCCCUCCUCCCCACAUAGUGCGCACCACCAGCGGGGCCUCCACCGUCAGCAUGGGCUCCUCCGAGGCGCGGGGCGAGCGCGUCAUCGACGCCGUGCGCUUCACGCUGCGCCAGACCAUCUCCUUCCCGCCGCGCGACGAGUGGUCCGACUUCUCCUUCGACCUGGAUUCCCGCCGCAACAAGCAGCAGCGCAUCAAGGAGGAGGGGGAGUGACGGGACGACCCCACCCACCCACCCACCGCCCCCCCUUUACCCCGCCCACCACCACCACCACCAACCACGCCCCCCCCCCCCUCCCCCGUCUGUCAUUUCACGCCUGCUGUCGGAACAUUUCUCUCACCCCGGUAUGAGUGCAGAUACCGAUGAGGAGUGCACUUAUUUUACUUAUUUUUUAAAUUGUUGUUCUCUUAAAAACGGUUUCUUGAGAGCACUUAAGAAAUGAUCCAUUCCCGUGACUGGAGGGCUUUUUUUUUUUGUUGACUUGUUGUUAUUCGGGCUUGUAUUUCUGCUAUGGGCCUCUUUAACGCGCGACACUGCCUCAGGUGGUCGACCACACUGGUUUAAAAAAAAAAAAGUCACCAUUGAUUGUAAACAUUUCAAACGUUUGCUGUUCAAAGUAUUAUGUUCUUGUUUUUCUGCUUCUAUAUUUUGCUUUUUUUCCCCAGAGACAGAUGGUCAUUCAUGUGAUGAUUCUACAUAUAUACACAUACAUAUAUGAGUGUACGUGUGUAUAUAUAUGUGUGUAUAAAGGCCUGACGCUCACCCAGUGUUCCACAGUAAAAUGUUUGACUGACGUUCGUGUUUCAUUUGAUAACUGGCCAAACGCUGAUAGAAAUGUAUAUAAAUAUGUAUAGAUCCUUUUUUUGUUUUUAAAGUCUCCCUAAAGAACAUGAACGAAUCACCCCGAUGUGAAUAUUACUCGAGUCUGCCCGGUGUAUAAGUGUAUUGAUCACCGAUCGGUCAACUGGCGGCGGAGGCCUUCUGCAUUUUCAUAUUUUUGUACAAUGUUUUGUAAAUAUGUCGCAAUAUGCUGAGGGUGUUUUGAUAUAGAUCUGAAUAAAUAUCCAUAUUGCUGUAUCGCA